AUGGCUCUACAGAUCGAUCGUGAGGCAGUUCCAGGAACUGAACAGCUCAUCGACGUGAAUCACAAGUUGGAGAACAGCGGUCAUGUUGGACAAUCUGACAUUGUUCUCAUUCCGCAGCCGACGAGCUGCGGAAGUGAUCCAUUGACAUGGUCGAAGCGAAAAAAGUACUACCAGCUGCUCCUAGUCGCCCUAUAUGCUUGCGCCUUUUCAUUUGGUGAAAACACCCUUGGAGCGGCUUGGACUACUGUCAGUAAAGACACAGGCGUGACUUUGACAAACAUGAACGGCGGAAGCGCCUUGAACUAUCUUUUACUGGGCUUCGUCAACAUUUGGUGGAUGCCUACUGCAAACAUCCUAGGCCGAAAGCUAGUCUUCCUUGUGACAACCUGCCUCUGCCUUGCUACCGGCUUUUGGCUCGCUGCCAUUGAGGGGACAGUUCAAUGGAUGCUUAACAUGAUCGUAAACGGAAUCGGGACAUCUGCAUAUCAAGCGAUCAUUCAACUUACUAUCUUCGACAUGUUCUUUGUUCAUGAACGCGGUCGCAUGCUCUCGGUUUAUCUUUUCGCUCAGCAGCUUGGCUCUAUCCUGGGGCUGAUUUCUGGUGGUAGCAUGUCCGACACCGUCGGAUGGAGAUGGUCGCAGAACAUCGUGGGCUUCAUCUUCGCGUUUGUCCUGAUUGCCUUCACGUUUUCUUUCGAGGAGACACUCUUCCCUCGUUUCCUAUUUGCGGGAUCGCAGUCAGCCCCUCUUCCCUCCCAAAAGGAUGAAGAGACAGCAGAGAAAGAAACUGAGGGCAAGAAGCUGGAGCUUAGGUCGGUUCCGAGCCAAACCAAUGGCAUUGUCGAUGACUUUCCCAAGCGAUCUUACCGACAGAUCUUGAAGCCGUGGGUGAGAUAUCCGCAGAACAAAACAACUUUCUGGCAAUACUUCCGACGUCCCUUCUUUCUCUGGGGCUUUCCUAACGUCGUCAUCGCCGCGUUUAUCUAUGCUUUCGGGGCCACCGCCGGAAUCGUCUCCUUCAACACCAUCUCCGAGAUCUUGACCGAACCGCCAUACAACUUCAGCACCACCAAUACUGGUCUCGUCUUCUUCGCCGCUCUAGUGGGAGACAUCAUCGGCUGGAGCAUCGGUGUACUGAGCGACCAAGUGGUCAUUUCUCUGGCGCGGCGAAACGGUGGUGUCAAGGAGCCUGAGAUGCGACUCUAUACGCUUGCACCUUGUUUUGUCUUUGCUGCCCUUGGGUACAUGCUUUAUGGCUGGGGUGCGCAGACAGAGGCGCAUUGGAUCACCAUCGCGAUUGGCAUUGGUGCGAUGAUCUCGCAUCAGGUUGGAGCUUGCACGAUCGCUACUGCAUAUGCUAUGGACUGCUUCCCUGGAAUAUCUGGAGAGCUGGUCGUUGUACUAGCGAUGUGCUCCUCAAUGGUCAACUUUGCCAUCUCGUACUCCGUCCAGCCAUUCAUUGAAGCAGUUGGAUAUGGUUGGACCAUGACUUGCUUUGGUAUAAUGGUUUUGAUGUCUGUUCUUGCUGCGAUUCCUCUCGUCCUGUUUGGGAAGAGAUGGCGCAUCGCUAAAGGGCCGAGGUAUUACAAGUUCUUGGAUGAAGUUGGGGGAUAUACCGAUUAG
Messenger RNA from Fusarium redolens, 1623 nucleotides. Its product is annotated as major facilitator superfamily domain-containing protein. The coding region runs from base 1 to 1623 and encodes 540 amino acids. Gene Ontology annotation, molecular function: transmembrane transporter activity. Gene Ontology annotation, biological process: transmembrane transport. The transcript has 9 exons. NCBI's taxonomy places the organism in Eukaryota, Fungi, Ascomycota, Sordariomycetes, Hypocreales, Nectriaceae. The record is from RefSeq and is a predicted model, not a curated record.